CCGAGUGAAUCCGUAGAAGAGAUCGCACCCCGUAAGACCCGACGUGGAACAUGGAGUCUGUGAGACGAUACCUCGUCCUAAUCUCGGUGGGAAUACUGUGGAGUUGCGUGCUAUGUCUGCAACGACCACCACCGAGAUAUUCUCAGCAGUAUAUGCCGGAAACCUCGUUCAGUUGUCGCAACAAGAUUGUCGGUAGCUAUUACGCGGACCCUGAGACCGACUGCCAAGUCUUCCACGUUUGUGUUUCUGUAGCUGGCACUAUUCAGGACUACAAAUUCCUGUGUCCCAACGAUACUGCCUUCGAUCAGGAGAGUCAAACGUGCGCGGACUGGUACGACGUGGAUUGCGAGGCCGCGACCCUCUACUACGCCAGCGACAACUUCGACCUGUACAGAAUCGGUUCCGGUCUGGAGUCCGUGGCCUACGACAGCCUGCGCAGCGAUGCCGAGCCGCAGGAUCACCUGCAGCGCAGUGAGACCAGCGACGCGGUCCGAUCGUCCGCGAACACGGUGAACCGCGUGUCCUCGUCUAAUUACAACAACAAUAAUCGCGAUAUACUGCGUGGUAGCAGCAGCGGCAACUUGUACAAUCGGAACAACAAAGAAGACGAUUACGAGACCGAGAAGUCGUACAAGGAGGACGUGAGUCAAGACGCGAAGAGGAAGGGCGGCGUGAGGAAGGUCAGCAGGAAGCAACCGUACACCGGCAACGGCAGUGCCAACUACUCGCCGUCGACCACCAGUACGUCGGCACCGGCCGUGGUCAGUCAGAACAACUACAACGGCAAUUAUUACAAUACAUACAACAACAACCAACGAUCCACGGCGUACGUUUCGUCGACAACCGCACGGCCUCAGGAGAACUACAGCAAGAACGUAAACACGCAGAGAUAUAACACAGCACCGUCCACAUACCGACCUAGCACAACGUACCAGAAUACGUACAACAACUAUCAAUCGCCUAGCAGCACGACCGCGAAAACGACGCAGUACAACACGAACGUGUAUAACAGUGCCUACAAUACAAACAACUACAAUCAACAGAACACCGGCAACUCGGCUCCGAUCACGACGCUGCGACCGAGCAGCUACAGUCCGAAGACCAGCUAUCAGGCUUAUCAGGGUCAGUUCGCGCAGUCCACCACCGUGCAGCCGAGCACGAAUUACCAGAGUAGCGAUUACACCAAUCAUCAGCAGAGAAGCUACAACAACAUCCAGCGAGGCUCCAGCAGCGUCGCCUAUCAAUCCACCACACCCGCGUCCACCGCCUACGAUAAUAAUAAUUAUAAUAACAACAAUAAUAAUUACAAUAGCAACUAUAAUAAUUACAAUAAUAAUUACAAUAACAACAACGGCCAGUACAGACCAGCCACUUCCACUAGGCAGGACGUGUCUCAGACCACGGCCAAGUAUUUCGCCAGCAAUUUCGCGAGCAACAGUUACGCGCCGACCACCUACAGCCCGGCGACAAAGAAGUACGCAAACGGCGACAACACCGUCGCGCAGACCGCCCUGAGGAACAACGACAAUGCCGGUCAAUACUAUGACAAAAGUUCGAGCCAGGCGAUCAAGCCGUCCACUCAAUACUACGAUACCACGAGACCACCCAAAAAAGCUACACAGUAUAAUAAUUACGACAACGCAAGCAGCGGCAAAUCGUACUAUAUUGAAAGCAGCACAAACAGCUAUGACCUCGGCAGAUCCUCCGUCGGGAUUGGCUUCAGUCCCGCCAGCAUCAACCACCUCGCCGAGUCGCCGAGAACCACGCCGGUACCAAGACGAUCUUCCAGCGCUACCACCUACAAUCCGAACACCUUCAGUUCUAACGUUCAGAAAACAGUCCAGCCGACGACGACGCCACGUGGAGUCACCUAUGUCAGCGGAUCUGCGCGACCAUUCACAUCGACAACCAGAUUACCCAGCAGUAGCAGCAGCACCAGCAACACAACAGCGCGACCAAAAUCGGGCAAAAAGAACGACUAUGAUUACGCGUAUUACGACAGCACAGGCGCCCUGGAAUAUGACGGGGUUGACCUCGAACAUGUAACUAGCAACAAGGAGUCCACGAAAAUAGCAAGGAAUUAAAGUAUUUUCGUAAUUAUAUACUGCAUUGAAUAUCUUAGAGCUCAUCGACACUAUAGUGAUGUAAAAUACUGUGAGUGCCUUUCUUUAGCCAGGUAUACAUUUCAAUAUCUAUAUAUUUGUACCUAGAUACUUUCUGCAGAAUAUUUAUGUAUAACACCUCGUAACAUCAGAUAUAAGUUAUUAAAAUUUUUCAAAACGCUUGUUUCUAUAUAUUUUAAAUUGUCUCUUUAUACUUAUUAAUACAACAAUUAUUAAUUAUGCAAAACAUCUAAUUAACUACGAUUAGGAUUUUUUUUAAUUACCUAUAUCUAGGUACUAUAAGAAUAAAGUAUCUUUUACAUCAUUGGUCGAUAGGAGAAUUACGAUGACUUUGUAAAUCAUCAUUAACUAAUGGCCAGUCAUUAUCAAAAUCGGUCUUCGAUUACGGAUAUUCGCGCGUAGGGUAUAAAUAUUGAAUACCGAUUUUGAGAAAAAACUCCAUCAAUUGAUAUUGAUCCGCUUAAAUGCGUAUAUGUUCAUUCGAGAUUUAACAGCUUUUCCGGCGUUAUUAAUUAGAUGGUCAGUAUUUUAGAGUAAUUGUUACAUACUUUACGAUACUUAAUCCGUGCAAUAAAUGUUAAUAUAACGAUAUUACGAUGGAAUGUUCUGAAUAAUAUUAGCGUAAAAGACAAAUUUCGUAAUUCGGUUAAUUUUUUUUCCUUUUAAUUUAUUACAAAAGGAAAAAUGUCAAGAUAGUCAAACUAACACUUAUUGUAUUGGUAUAAUAGUGCAAAGUUUGAUAAAUCGUUAAAAUUGUCAUUCAUUUUGUACACAUAUGUAUGUGCGUAUUGUGACAAAAGCUCACAUAAAACGUGUUCAGAUUUAAGAUUUUUUAUUAUUUGCGUCCUAAAAUAUGCGUACUGAAUGUAUAUAUUGUAACUAUUUUACUUAA
Messenger RNA from Linepithema humile (Argentine ant), 3015 nucleotides. Its product is annotated as probable serine/threonine-protein kinase clkA. Gene Ontology annotation, molecular function: chitin binding. The record is from RefSeq and is a predicted model, not a curated record. Gene Ontology annotation, cellular component: extracellular region. NCBI's taxonomy places the organism in Eukaryota, Metazoa, Arthropoda, Insecta, Hymenoptera, Formicidae.